Molecule: messenger RNA, 5421 nt
Organism: Misgurnus anguillicaudatus (oriental weatherfish)
Lineage: Eukaryota; Metazoa; Chordata; Actinopteri; Cypriniformes; Cobitidae
Gene: foxn3
Product: forkhead box N3
Biological process (GO): regulation of DNA-templated transcription
Cellular component (GO): nucleus
Molecular function (GO): cis-regulatory region sequence-specific DNA binding; DNA-binding transcription factor activity
Source: RefSeq, a predicted model, not a curated record
GUGAGCGGUCUCAGAACAGAGUGCAAAGAGAGAGAGAGAAAGCAAAGUGAGUGUAAGAGCCCACUGUGGUCACUGCUAAAACACUGAUCCGAAGAGAAAUGGAGGGAUUAACCAGUCGGAUUUAAAAAUCUGGAGCUCAUGCGGAGGCAGCCAAUCGCUAGACGAUCUGGAUUAUAAGCACCCGGGGUUCUGCGAGAGGAACUUUGCUCCGAGACUUGUCAACAAAUGCAGUGUUAAAUAAAGAAGCCACGGAGUGAAGUUUGAAUGCGCUCGCUGGGUGGAAAACAAGUCUGAACUGCUGGGCAGCGGAGGGAGAGCUUAAAAGAGAACGAAUUGCAGAAUAGACAUCGCCGGCCGGCGUGCCGUGCGUUCCUGCUGCUGACAGAAUGGGGUGGUUCUCAUACUGUACUAUAUGAGCAUGUUUUGUUCCUUAAAAGGAAGCCAGAGUUUCCCGCAGUGCCCUUGUGAUCUGAGUGUCAAGUGUUCUUAAUCAUCCUUCAGGGUCUGAGCUCUGGUCUAAAUGGGUCCGGUUAUGCCUCCCAGUAAGAAGCCGGAAGGAUCCGGGAUCAGCGUCGCGAGCGGCCUGAGCCAGUUUUAUCAGGCGAGCUCCAUCACGCGUGCCUUGCAGGAGGCAGAUGAGAUGGACCUGGCUCUUCCCACCAUCAAGCUUGAGAAGGGCAGUGUGGAAGAUGAGGAGCUCACCAACCUCAACUGGCUCCACGAAAGCAAGAACCUUCUCAACAGCUUCGGCGAUCCCGUGCUGAGGAGCGUCAGCCCCGUACAGGACCUGGACGACGACACCCCACCUUCCCCGGCCCAUUCGGACCUCCCGUACGAUGCCAAGCAGAACCCGAACUGCAAACCCCCUUAUUCAUUCAGUUGCCUCAUCUUCAUGGCCAUUGAAGAUGCCCCUUCCAAGAGACUUCCGGUUAAAGACAUUUACAAUUGGAUCCUGGAACACUUCCCAUAUUUUGCCAACGCCCCCACGGGGUGGAAGAACUCAGUCAGGCACAAUCUGUCUCUCAAUAAAUGUUUUAAGAAAGUGGAUAAGGACCGGAGUCAGAGUAUCGGCAAGGGCUCCCUGUGGUGCAUAGACCCAGAGUACAGACAGAAUCUCAUCCAAGCGUUGAAGAAGACCCCUUAUCAUCCUUAUUCCCAAGUGUUCACCACACCUCCCACCUCUCCUCAGGCAUAUCAAAGUAUGUCCAGUCCUCCAAUAUGGCCAGGAAGUCCCUUUUACAGAAAAAACAAGGGUGUCCUCCUGCAAGAAAUCGAGGCUCAUCAGACAAGACAAAAUUUUUCUAGUCUUCAACUGUCCAAUUUUGUUCCUCAGGGAGUGAUCCAGAAUGGAGCUCGUAUGAUGAGCCAGGGCCUCUUCCCGGGAAUCCGACCCCUUCCCAUCAACCCUAUAGUGAGCAGAUCUGCCGCUGUAAGGUCAGUACUUGCUGGCUACAGAAUCAGCAGUGAGGGUGAACCCAUCCUUACCUCUCCGAUGGUCAGUGGUGACCCCAAGGACGACCACACCUACAGUUUCGCCAAAUCUUCCAGCUCCGACGCCGAAGAAGAGACCCACUGCGACGGGAGCGAGGCGAACGAGGUCGGCAGCGAGGAGGACGACGACAAGAGCAAAAUCAAGAAGGAGCCCAAGGAGUGGUCGGUGGACGCCAUCGCGCUCGCCCAGCACAAGAAAUGGCAACUUUUGACAAAAGCCAAACAGAGAGUGGCCAGUGACACACUUCCUCUAAAAAAGAGGCGUACGGAGAAACCGCCAGAGAGCGACGACGAGGAGAUGAAGGAGGCGGCCGGGUCCCUGCUUCAUUUGGCGGGAGUCAGGGCCUGUUUGAACAAUAUCACCAACCGGACGGCUAAGGGGCAGAAAGAGCAAAAAUAAUGUAUUGUAAAGAGGAGGAAAAAAAGCAUCACUUUGAAUAGAAUUUACUAUUUUUUUCCAGGACAUCAGGUGAUUCUACUGAUUUGUGGCAAUAUCAACAAUCACUUUGUUUUCCUAUCUUUAUAGGUAACAUUUUACAGAGGGUUUCCUUGUUUGAGUUUACUUUUAUUGUGUGUUUUUAACCUACGGAGAUUGAAGCCAUAGCCUUCAAAGCAAAGGAUUUCAUUUGGCUCGUAGAAAAAGUGAGAGGUACAUCGAAAAAUGCCCCGGCCUAAUUGUCGAAAUUUGAUAAACAUUGUCCAGCAUGUUCUCGAUUUGUGGUGCAAAGUUAAGAGUGAUGUGAAUUAAACGCCAGAGACAAUCCUGUCGAGCAGUCCCUGUGAUGUCACUUCCCAUCCUCGUGCUCGUCUUAGGGCUCGUACUUACGCUGGCGGUAGUUUUCAUAAAUCACGGGAAUGAGAGAAAAGCCAUAAGCCUUUGUCAAAGUGUUUUUUGGAGGUAAAAGUGAUACACGAAUAAGUCUUUUUAAACUGCCCACGUUUUUUCCUAAGCAAUCAAAAUGAGUGAUAUCGUCCAUCUAAAGUGAUAGCGGAUGGUGAUAUUUCUUCUUUGGCACAAUGAAAAUGAAAACUUGGAGCUAAUGCUACAAUACCUGCCAGUUGUAUUUUAAUAGCAGAAAAUAAUGCUAUGACUGUGGAGUUGUUUUGUGUUCGUUUGUUUGUUUGUUUACGUUUAUUUUUCAACCCUCGUGAUGUAAUAAGCAAUUUCAUCCAGUCAGGAUAACACUGUAUAAAAGUUACACUACAACGAUUUUCCUUUCUUAAUUUAAGCAAUGUAGCCAGCAGAAUUUUCCAAAUUGUGUUGCAUGGGUUCUGUAAAGAAAAAGAAGACCGUUUUUUAAAAAUCAAAACUUCAUGUAAGGUAAAUACUGUAUUUAGCAUGGAGCAUGAAUUAUUUUCAUAUAAAUAUAGAUCCUAGAGAACUACGGCACCGCCUCUAAUUUCUAUGCCAAUAGGCCUAGUCUCUUUUUCAUCGUUAUUUUAAUUUUUUGAAAUUGUCGUCCUCGUCAUCACGUUAUGUUAAAGCAGGCGUUUAAAAAAAAUCUUCUUCUUCAGGGACAAACGCUGACUGUUGGAAAACUCUCUCUCUCUAUCUGCAAUAUGAUGACUUCACGUUCUGCGCAGGGCCCGUGGCCCAUCUACCCUAACAGAAUACCAUUCCAGAGUCGGGAAUUUCAGCUAUAUCAAUGUCCGUGUCUUUAAGGAGAAGUUCGUAGUGAGUGUCGGCACCCAGCUCCUUCUUGCUUUUCUUCCAUGCGUAAUCCGGAUGUACGUGUCUGCGUGUCUUCCAUUUAUUCCGCAAGACUUUGGAUCUGACGUGAUAGUUUUCGUUUCUGUUUUUUUUGUAUUUACGUAUCGCUCUAUUCAGGAGUUUGUCAGUAUCAGAUGCACGAUAACGGAUCUUUACACCUCCAGUAGAUCUUUAUAUUUAAGCACUUAUAUAAACGAGAUAUCCGAGCUCAGUGCAAACACUAGUGUAUAUACUUUACGACCUCGCCCAAUUGCACUUUUAUUGAUUUAACUCAACUCGAGGUAAACGUCUCUUUACCUUCCAACAUACGAAUUUUAAGAUUCAGUGCCAAAGCUUGUAACAACUCUAUACACUGCAAAAUGGACGACGCAUACUUGAUGUCAAUAACUUGUAGCAUUUCUGUCAAUGACCCAUGUAUGAUAAAUAUUCUUAAUCAUAGUAUUUCCUAUCAUAUUGCAUUGCUGUAAUUUACUCUCAUGUCAUACCUCCAUCCCCUUCAUUUGAUGAUAGUGGUUUCGUGUUGAAUGUCUUACCUGGCUGAUGAAUGUUAAUGUGAUGUCUCCUGUUGGCAUGCCUUUAUACCUAACAAAGAUAGAACAUUUUAGAAAUUUGUUUCCCACAUCUGCACCUACUACGAAUGAUCCCGGAUAUAACUCUCGUACGGAUUUGUGACCUUGUCUGAUGUUAAAUCCUAAACAGUUUUUACACAUUAUAGUCGAAAUGGAGGCCAUGAGAAAGCUAACCUAUAGGCACGUAAUUUUUCGAUUAUUUUUCGUGAUACUGUCGCGAAUUUCUGCUUUGUUUUGUGAUCAUAUCACAAAUAUCUGUUUACGUGUCAUUGUCACGUAUUGGUUACCCAACUGUUUUUUUUAUUUUCUUACCAUUGUCGCUUCGGUUUAGAUUUACAUAAAAUUACGUCAUUACCCAAACCCAACUCUAACCCUAACACCAAGGUUUUAAUUUAGAAAAUAUAAAAAAUCUGAAAAAAUUGUAUAAACCAAUACUUAAAGUGACAUCCUAACGCAAACACCAAAUCUAACCCUAAACCAAAGCGAAAAUGGUUUGAAAAUAGGAAAAAGCUGUUAAGUAACCAAUACGUGACAAUGACACGUAAACAGAAAUUCGUGAUACAGUCACGAAAAAACGCAGAAAUUCGUGACAGUAUCACGAAAAUAAUCAAAAAAUUAUGUGCGUAUAGGUACGUAAUUUUGUGAGACUGGGUAGAAAGUAUAGUCCAUUUUUUAAGCGUACGCGAGGGUCCGUGCACUGAUUUUUGAAACCUUGCGUACAUUGUACGCAUACAUCGGCCAUGCGCCUACAGGAGAGUGUAGUAUGUAUCCCAGGAGAUGCAGCGCAUUUUAUCCAGCUUGAUCUUACGAGAAUUCGUACAUAUUUUACGAGUUGGCUAAUUCGUAUGAAUUCAUACGAAGUUAAUCGUGCAAAAACAUACGAUUCUCAUGAAAAAAAAAACAAUGAAACCUAACCACGCACCUAACCCCAACGUCACAGUCAAGGCAAAUCGUACAAAAACUUACGAAUGUGGUCGUACAAAUUAGCCAACUCGUAAAAUAUGUACGAAUUCUCGAGAGAUAGCGUUGCAGCAUCACAAUGCGCAUGCGUUGAGUGUACACGUACGAGUCAAAUAAACUAUACUUUGCAAGGCUGUACGUUCGAUCGUGUGCAUAAUUUCACGUAAAAAACAGACUAUACUACAGGUUUAACACACUGCCUUCCUAUAAACUACAACACUCACUACGUAACUUUUCCCUUGUAGAGUUCCUUCAGUGAAAAAACGCUCUGUUAAAGGAACCUGAAUAAGCAUCAACAAGCAGCCAAAUACCCGUUUCAUAGGAGGCGAUGUUUUUCCAUAGUUUUUUUGUUGUUUUGUUUAAAGGUUCCUGUUAACUGCCAUUAUGUUAAGUGUUUCAGUUUAAGAUGAAAGUAACGGAGUCCUUUUAGUUUGAAAUGAAUUAUUUGGUCUGAUGGCAUGUGCACCCGGCGAAUAUGUCAAUAUAGAGGCAUCAUUGCACUCUGUAUUUUCCUUGACUUGUAAUCAUAUUGCCAAAGACAAUUUUAUCAAUUAAUGUAAAUAUCACUUUAUCCAUUGCUACAACAGAUUCUAUUUGUUUUUCUUUCCGUUUAUUUUUCUCCAGCCCUACCAUCAAGUUUAUGUGAUGUAUUGUCUUCCAGUUGCAAUAAAAAAAAUGUUGCAAAGGUGA